Messenger RNA from Mizuhopecten yessoensis (Yesso scallop), 1124 nucleotides. Its product is annotated as multiple epidermal growth factor-like domains protein 6. The transcript has 7 exons. The record is from RefSeq and is a predicted model, not a curated record. Lineage: Eukaryota; Metazoa; Mollusca; Bivalvia; Pectinida; Pectinidae. Gene Ontology annotation, molecular function: scavenger receptor activity. Bases 287 to 1075 code for a protein of 262 amino acids.
GCAACGCAUUUUUGCAUUCUUUACCUUCAUCAUGACGUCUGGCAGGACUAAACGUGAGAUCCUACAACUUAUUGUCAUAGGAUGUUUUGCUGGUUUUCCUAAUUUUGUUUAUUCGUCAUAUAACAUUGCACAAGGAAAGCGAGCGUCACAGAGUUCUGUCUACGGCGUGUGGGGAGCUGACAAAGCAGUAGAUGGUGUGAUAGGAAAAGAUGUUGGAGGAUGAAGUUGUAGUAGCACGAACCCAACAGGAUCAUCGACGGCAUGGUGGAUUGUUGACCUUCAACAAAUGUCGAGGAUAAAAACUAUAAAUAUCACGUACAGACAGGAUUAUCCCUUUCGCCUUUCUGGAUUUUAUCUUUAUGUUUCCAACAUGACCGUUUUGGACAGUCUUCGAAGUACAUGGCAUCUAUGUUUUCAUGACGACACAAAGGAUCCAGAACUUCCAUCAUUCAACCAAUCUCGUUGUUGUCCUGUUGACGGACGAUAUGUCAUAUUCUACAACAUGCGUCCCGCUGAUAAUGGGCCUAAGUCUUAUCGAUACUACUCGACAACAAACGCUGUGUUGGAAUUAUGUGAGGUGCAGGUUUUUGGAUGUCCGGUAAAUCGUUUUGGAUCUACCUGUUCGGGAAUAUGUCACUGUGGUGUGGGUGGAUGUGAUCCUGAUACCGGACUAUGUGACGUCACUGGAUGUCAGAGUGGAUGGAUGGGACCACACUGCUCUGAAGAAUGUGGAAGUGGCAAAUUUGGCAUGAACUGUAACCACACGUGUCAUUGUUCACAACCCGGAUGUGAUAGAGAAAAUGGUAGCUGCGCCGUGCCAGGAUGUGAAGCAGGAUGGCAAGGGAGAGCUUAUGAUACGAAGUGUGGAGCCGGCAACUUUGGCGAGAACUGUUUACAGACAUGUCACUGUGCUUUACCGGGAUGUGACCAAUUUAACGGGAGCUGUACACAGCCAGGAUGUGAACCUGGAUGGACAGGAAUGGCUUGUGAUAAGGUCUGUCUCACCGGAUACUUUGGUGUGGACUGUAAAGAGAUAUGUCACUGUGAGAUUCCUGGAUGUAACAGAACGAAUUGAGUGUGUAUCAGGUCUGGUUGUGAGGCAGGAUGGGAAGGACUGUCGUGCG